GGGAACGUGAAGCUCCAGCCGGAUCUCCUGGACAGCUUCCAGAAACACCUCGGGGCCAAGCUCGGCUGCGAGAAGCCCUUCUUCUUCGUUUUCCACGGGGGCUCCGGCUCCGAGAAGGAGGACAUCGACAAGGCGGUGAGCUACGGAGUGGUGAAGAUGAACGUGGACACCGAUACGCAGUGGGCGUACUGGGAGGGGCUCCUCAAGUUCUACAAGGCGAAGGAGGGCUACCUGCAGGGGCAGAUCGGGAACCCCGAGGCUAACCUCGACGCUCGAGGCGUGAAUCUCGACGCGUGCCCUCAAGACGGGGGAGAGUGA
Messenger RNA from Prorocentrum cordatum, 318 nucleotides. NCBI's taxonomy places the organism in Eukaryota, Dinophyceae, Prorocentrales, Prorocentraceae. The record is from the annotation of a GenBank genome assembly.